Molecule: messenger RNA, 837 nt
Organism: Aspergillus pseudotamarii
Lineage: Eukaryota; Fungi; Ascomycota; Eurotiomycetes; Eurotiales; Aspergillaceae
Product: oxidase ustYa family protein
Exons: 5
Coding region: 1-837 (278 amino acids)
Biological process (GO): mycotoxin biosynthetic process
Source: RefSeq, a predicted model, not a curated record
AUGAAUGGUUCGCAAAGUGAAAUAACGGAGGAAAGGCCUUUCCUCCUCAAGGAGCCGACAUCCCCAGCUGUAGAUGAGAAUGGUGAAUUUGGUGGCACCUAUUUACAUCCACCAAAAAGAAGCCCUUGCGAGCAAUGUAUUCCAUGGCUCAUCCACCUUUUAAUUCUUACCACUUACACGACAAUUUUCAUUCUUUUUUGGGACUAUUCACAUUAUGCAAGUUGUCCAAGGCUGGAUAGCCGCGAAUCUUCCCAUGUUUACAGCCCAGCAUCAGAGGCACUUAAGUGGGAAGUGCGAACCUUUCAUAAUCAACUUGAGGCAUCAAAUCCAUAUAAAGGACCACCCAGGCCGGAAUUAGAGAAGGCCUGGCACAACCUUCUUCAUCCGUCUGCUGCCAUCCGCGUGAGCAAGGAAGCGCUCCACAGAAUCAAUCGAACCUCUGUAGAGCUUCUGGAUGGAUCGGGUUAUAUGGUUGCAUUGGAUGUCUAUCAUCAGCUACAUUGCCUGAGAUGGGUGCGCAGAUACCUUCACCGAGACCACUACAAUAUGACAGAGAAAAAUCUAGGCCAGCACAUUGACCAUUGCUUGGAUGGCUUACGACAGUAUGUCAUGUGCAACGCGGAUUUGGCUCUCAACACCUUUGAGUGGAUCCCAAAUUAUCCCAGGCCGUGGCCUAAUUUUGAGGUUGUGCAUAAAUGUGCGAAUUGGGAGUCUAUUGAGGAAUGGGUUUUGACGCACAGCUUCAAUGGAUUUGACCCUGAUCUGAUCAGCCAUCCGGAUUAUCAUCCUGAACUACCAAGCCCAUUCAAUUUCACUGUCAGUGGUAAUUCACCCUGA